This is a messenger RNA of Pecten maximus, 2306 nucleotides long. RefSeq lists its product as uncharacterized. Gene Ontology annotation, biological process: carbohydrate metabolic process. NCBI's taxonomy places the organism in Eukaryota, Metazoa, Mollusca, Bivalvia, Pectinida, Pectinidae. The record is from RefSeq and is a predicted model, not a curated record. The coding region runs from base 1 to 2241 and encodes 746 amino acids. The transcript has a single exon.
AUGUAUCUUAUAUCGAGCUGUCUCCUCCUCCUCCUCAUGCCAGCAGUCGUAUCCACAUUCCCGUCUGGCUGCCAACAGGGAGUGAACUGUCACCUACCGAACUGUUUCUGUAGCACAUUUGAACACUUCAUGAAACGCAGUGAUAUCCCACAGAUGGUUUAUUUUGGGUUGGACGAUGCCGUGACAGGAGCUGCAUACGACUUUUACAAACUUUUGUUUAGGAAGGAAAGAACAAAUCCAAACGGUUGUCCAAUAUCUUUAACACUGUACAUUUCCCAUGAGUAUACCCACUACGAUGUCGUGCGGGAAUAUCGAGAUCUCGGAUACGAACUGGCCGUGCACAGUGUCACCCAUAGCAACAUUAACACGGGCGAAAAAGUGUUGAGUGAGGCGCGCGAUCAGAAGAUCAAUAUCAUCAAUCUGGCUGGAGCGAAUCCUGAAGAUGUUGUUGGCUGGAGAAGUCCAUUUCUACAGACGGCGGGAGACAGUCAGAUAGACAUGCUGGCACAGUUAGGGUUCGAGUACGAUAUUUCAUUUACGUACAAACGUGCACACAUGCUUGAAGACAAUCCCUUUCCUUUUACAUUGGACUACGGAUGGCCAUAUAACUGCCAUAUUCAUCCAUGUCCCAAUCAGAAUCACUCUGGAUUCUGGGAAGUUCCGGUGAACGCUAUGCGGGAUUACAAAGAUCAAUUUCCUUGUGCUUUUUUCGACAGCUGCUACAACAGACUGGCUACCGAGGAACUGGUCUAUAAGUACAUCAUGGACAAUUUCCUUAGUAGCUACGAUGGUAACAGAGCUCCUUUCGGGUUGCACAUGCACUAUGCCUGGUUACUUUCCCUACACAACUUGAAAGGUUUGGACAGGGCCAUACACGAUAUGAUGCAGUACCCGGGCGUGUACAUUGUUAACGUUAAACAGAUGCUAGAGUGGAUGAAACGUCCCACAAAGCUUUCUGAACUUUCCAGCUUUGAACCCUGGGGAUGUGGUCUAACAACCCCAACACCACACAUAACAACUACUACAACGACAACAACACCAAGACCAACAACGAACUCAGCUACAACAACACCAAAACUAACAACGAACUCAGCUACAACAACACCAAAACCAACAACGAACACAGCUACAACAACACCAAAACCAACAACGACCACGACAACUACAACAACACCAAAACCAACAAAGAACACAACAACAAAACAAAUAACUAAACCGACGAUGGCGACAACAGAAACUCCAGAACCGACGACAUUAAGCCAACAAUCGACAACAAAAACAAGUGAGCCCCUCUCACCAGGCCCUAUACCUCAGGAAGAUUGUCAACAGGAAGGAAACUGCCACCUGCCGGAUUGUUAUUGUGCUGGUACGAGUAUUCCAGGAGGACUUCCGGUAUCAGACACACCACAAAUGGUAUUCUUUGCUAUAGACGGUGUAGCGAACUAUCUGGUGGAUGUAAUUCUUGGUAGAUUAUUUCCAACUUCUCUGAAGAACCCUGACAAUUGUCCGGUAAGUGCUACGUUUUUUGUCUCCCAGGCGGGUUCGAUUACAAUGUACCUGACGCUUUUGAAAAACCGCGGUAUGGAAAUCGCAACCAAAGGCAUAAGCGGAAGAGAAUUUAAUGAACAAGACGUUCUUAACGAUGAAAUGAAGUUACAACUUAGCGAACUGGGUGAACUGGACAUCAAACCGAAAGGCUGGAGGAGUCCAACUAUGAAGCCAUUAGGGGAUGGUCAAUUCGAAAAAAUUAUGAAGAAUGGUUAUCUCUACGAUUCUACGUUAAUCAGUCCUCGAGAGAAUGCGGGUGAUAAGUACUGGCCAUUUACCUUAGAUUAUGGGUGGAAGGGAUCUUGUGCGAUCGCUGACUGUCCCAAGGCUGCCUAUCCGGGGUUAUGGGAGGUUCCCAACACUCCAGUUAUAGAUUAUCGCAAUCUCUACACCUGUAGCUUUGUGGAUGGCUGUAUUUAUUCUCCCCCUACAGCUAACGACACGUUCAACUUCCUUUGGAAUAAUUUCAAAGCUCAUUAUCAAACAAACAAAGCACCUUUCGGAAUACAUCUACGUCUUAUCUGGUUCUCACAUCCAUUCUAUGCAACUAAUUUAGAAGGGUUGCAAAUGUUUGUUGACAAAUUAAGCACGAUGAAUGACGUUUAUAUUCUGGCCAUCAAGGAUAUACUUCAAUGGAUGAAAACCCCUACGUCUUUACAGAACCUCCUUAUCAACAGUCCAUGGAAGUGCUGAAGGUUACAUCUCACUACCAUUCUUUUACUUAUACAAAUAUUUUAUUAAAACGUGUGUUUACAAUG